This is a messenger RNA of Ilex paraguariensis (yerba mate), 1387 nucleotides long. NCBI's taxonomy places the organism in Eukaryota, Viridiplantae, Streptophyta, Magnoliopsida, Aquifoliales, Aquifoliaceae. The record is from the annotation of a GenBank genome assembly.
CACCAUUCCUCUACAACUUCCAAAGCCUAAGAGAGCCUAAAGAUUCAAAAACCAAACAAAACCCAAAUGGCCUCGAGCAAUGUCAUACCAGUGAUUGAUCUUCAAGACUUUCCACAACAGUCAUCGAAGCUGGUCUAUGCAUGUCAAGAAUGGGGUUGUUUUAGGAUCGUAAACCACGGUGCGAUUCUCACGGAACUGCUAAUGGGGGAGAUGAAGGCGGUGGUGAGGUCACUGCUCGACCUUCCCAUGGAAAUUAAGCAGCGAAAUGGAGAUGUUAUUGCAGGAAGUGGGUAUAUGGCACCUACCAAGAUCAAUCCUCUUUAUGAGGCGUUGGGUCUUUACGACACGGCCUCUGUUGAAGCUGUUGAUGCCUUUUGUACUCAGUUGGAUGCCUCACCUCAUCAAAGAGAGAUAAUUGUGAAGUAUGCUCAAGCAAUACAUGAGCUGACCAUGGAUAUUGCUCAGAAACUGGCCAAAGGUUUGGGGAUAUCGGGGGUCUUAUUCGAGGAAUGGCCUUGCCAGUUUAGGAUCAACAAAUACAACUUCACUCCUGAAGCUGUAGGUUCCUCCGGUGUACAAAUCCACACCGACUCUGGUUUCCUUACCAUACUUCAGGAUGAUGAAAAUGUCGGUGGCCUCGAAGUCAUGGACAAAUCUGGUGCAUUUGUGCCUGUAGAUCCAUGGCCAGGCACUCUCAUUGUUAAUCUUGGAGAUAUUGCUAAUGCAUGGAGUAAUGGAAGGUUAUGUAAUGUGAAGCAUAGAGUAGAAUGCAAGGAAGCAACAAUACGUGUGUCGAUUGCUUCGUUUAUGUUGGGGCCAAAGGGUGUAGCUGUGGAACCUCCACCGGAAUUAGUGGACUCUGCACACCCUCGGAUGUAUGUUCCGUUCACUUUUGAAGAAUACAGGAAGCUACGACUCUCAACGAAGUUGCAAGCUGGCGAAGCUCUUGCUCUCGUACGAUGCUAACUCCUGAAAAAAUAAGUAGCAUAGUUCAUUCUGUUCUUGUCCUUCUUUGUGGUGGAAAACAAACAAGAACACUGCUUUUCCAAUCAAAUUGAGAAUUACAAAUAAUACAACCUUUGAAGCUGGUGUUGUUAUUUAGAUCAAUCAGUGUCAAGGCCUUGUCCUAUAGAUAUUUUCAGGGUAUCUUGAAGAAGCCUCAGCUUCAUCGGCUGGAAUCAUAAAUGGGUUGUCUCCUCUCUGAUGAUGCUUUCUACAUGUUACUGCAAGUGGUCAAAACUUUGACCCUUCUUCCUUCAAAUUAUGUUGUCGUAUGCAAGUUCAACUUAUGAAUAAAACUGUGUUUGUUCACAAUUUGUUGCCAUGAUAAACACAUUACAAGGGCUAUGUUAUAAAGACUGAGACCUUCCAAAAAUUGAUGAGAGAA